Messenger RNA from Phalacrocorax carbo (great cormorant), 2603 nucleotides. The record is from RefSeq and is a predicted model, not a curated record. NCBI's taxonomy places the organism in Eukaryota, Metazoa, Chordata, Aves, Suliformes, Phalacrocoracidae.
CUUUGUGCUCCCAGAAUGCACCAGCUUCUCCUCCGCGGGAAACAAAAAUGGCGAGGGGCUACGGUGGAGCCGGGCUGUCUGUGAAGCGGGUCUGACCCCUCCCCCGCCGCCUUUCCUCCCCUGCGCCGCGGGGUCCGCGCCCGGGGGGGUCCCGCUGCGCACCGAGGGCCCGGCCGCACCGGGGCGCCGGGGGGAAGGCUUCUCAGCUCGCCGAUUUCCCUGUAUGAGGCGGUUGGUACCACUGGAGAGACCGAAUGAGAGACUCUACAGCGGUGGGUAAUUCACUGGUCCAUAAGCGGUCUCCUUUACGUCGAAGCCAUAAGACCUCAGCAUCUCUGACCAAACUGUCAUUACGUGAUGGACAGAAAGCCAAAAAGCCACUGUGUAAAUUUGAAGAGGGUCAGGAUGUCCUAGCUAGAUGGUCAGAUGGCUUGUUUUAUCUUGGAACUAUCAAAAAGAUAAACAAACUGAAACAGAACUGCUUCAUUAUAUUUGAAGACAGUUCCAAAUCCUGGGUUCUCUGGAAGGACAUACAAACAGGCAAGAACUUCGGAGCCACUGAAAGUGGGGAAAUGGUCUGUACAAUAUGUCAGGAAGAGUAUUCAGAAGCACCGAAUGAAAUGGUUAUAUGUGAUAAAUGUGGACAAGGUUAUCAUCAGCUGUGUCACACACCAAAUAUUGAUUCCAGCGUGAUUGAUUCAGAUGAUAAAUGGCUCUGUCGACAGUGCGUUUUUGCAACAACAACAAAGAGGGGUGGUGCGCUUAAGAAAGGACCAAAUGCCAAAGCACUGCAAGUCAUGAAACAAACAUUACCGUAUAAUGCAACAGACCUCGAAUGGGAUGCAGGUCAUAAAACCAACGUCCAGCAGUGUUACUGCUAUUGUGGAGGACCUGGAGACUGGUAUCUAAAGAUGUUGCAGUGCUGCAAAUGUAAGCAGUGGUUUCAUGAGGCUUGCGUGCAGUGCCUCCAAAAGCCAAUGCUUUUUGGUGACAGGUUUUAUACAUUCAUUUGCUCAGUUUGCAGUUCUGGACCAGAAUACCUCAAACGUUUACCCUUGAGAUGGGUAGAUAUAGCACAUCUAUGCCUUUACAACCUAAGUGUUAUUCAUAAGAAGAAAUACUUUGAUUCGGAGCUUGAACUCAUGGCCUACAUUAAUGAAAACUGGGAUAGAUUGCAUCCUGGUGAGCUGGCAGAUACACCAAAAUCUGAAAGAUAUGAGCAUGUACUGGAGGCAUUAAAUGAUUACAAGACCAUGUUUAUGUCUGGAAAAGAAAUAAAGAAAAAGAAACACUUGUUUGGCUUGAGAAUUCGUGUUCCUCCGGUGCCACCAAAUGCUGCUUUAAAGGCUGAGAAAGAACCAGAAGGAACUUCUCAUGAGUUUAAAAUUAAAGGCAGAAAAUCAUCUAAACCAAUCCCUGAUGUCAGGGAAUUAAGUAAUGGUAUAGAAAGAAAGGGGAAAAAAAAGUCAGUAGGUCGUCCACCUGGUCCCUAUACAAGAAAAAUGAUUCACAAAACUCCAGAGUCGUCUCCUCUGGAUAAUGAACCAGUUCCAGUGAUAGAGAACCCAGCCUUGGAAUUACCCUGCAGUGUUGGGAAAUCUGAUGGAACUGCACAUUCAUCCAAUACCUCAGAUGUGGAAUCCACAGGUGCUGCCAGUAUGAAAGAAACUACCUCAUCUAGCAUUUCCAGACAUUAUAGUUUAUCGGACUCGAGAAAAAGGACUCGUACAGGAAGAACUUGGCCUGCUGCAAUACCACAUUUGAGGAGAAGAGGUCGCUUUCCACGAAAAGCACUCCAGACUCAAAAUUCAGAAAUUGUAAAAGAUGAUGAGAGCAAGGAAGAUUACCAGUAUGAUGAACUCAAUACAGAGAUACUUAACAACUUAGCAGAUCAGGAGUUACAGCUCAAUCAUCUAAAGAACUCAAUUACUAGUUACUUUGGUGCAGCAGGUAGAAUAGCUUGUGGGGAAAAAUACCGUGUUUUGGCUCGUCGGGUGACACUUGAUGGAAAGGUGCAGUAUCUUGUGGAGUGGGAAGGAGCAACUGCAUCCUGACUGUAGGACUGAACAUUAUGUUCACUGCACUGUCAUCUGUAAGUACAGUUCAUAAUGCAGAGCCACGAGAGAAACGUGUCUUUAAAUGUGUUUCUAAAAACAAAACAAAACCAGUUUAGCCUUAACGUGUAAUUGUUAUCAUUACAGCUCUUGUGAUAAAGACUUAUCUUUUUAAAAUCUGAUCUGAAACUUAAAUUUUUUAAUCUGAACACUGUUAGAUUGUUUUAGGUUGGGAUAUUUUGGGUUACAAUUGCUUAAAAAUGUGCAUGGUGUUUAAAAAAUACAUUUUCUAGAGAACAUUCCAUGGAUACAGUUAUUGUGAUUUAGAGAAAAUAUUAUGUAGAUAGCACAAAUCUUUGAAAAAUUUUGGUUUGUUUUCUUACCCAAAUGUUUGCAGAAAUGUAUUUCUAUUUCAAUACUUUCUAGAUUUCAUAAGUGCAGUGUAUAUAAUGCCUACUGAAGACUGUAAAAUACUGAAGUUUUCUUUCAAACAAAGUGUAAAAAAAAGAAAAAAAAUAUAUUGAGCCUGUAAAUUGCUCUGUGACCAGA